GACGGGGUUAGCCGGAAAAAGCGCAGCUAGUAAACGUCAGAGAAAAGGCUGUCAGCGGCUUUAAAGGUUAAAAACGCCGAGCCAACAGGCCUGCUGUGUCCACACAGAGCUGCCGGUGGUUCUGGUUGUGACUGGUUCCGUCCGUGCUUGUCCCAGUGAGUGUCAGCGGGCAGAAGGAGCGGACCUGUUUGGGCGUUAGCCACCUAGCCGAGCAGCAGCAGCUAACGUUAGCCGCCGCAGACAUGAUAGCGCUCAUCAACAAACUGCUGGACUGGUUCAAGGCUCUGUUCUGGAAGGAGGAGAUGGAGCUCACCCUGGUCGGCCUGCAGUACUCCGGGAAGACCACCUUCGUCAACGUGAUAGCGUCGGGUCAGUUCAGCGAAGACAUGAUUCCUACGGUUGGAUUCAACAUGAGGAAGAUCACGAAAGGCAACGUCACCAUCAAGUUGUGGGACAUCGGAGGACAGCCUCGCUUCAGGAGCAUGUGGGAGCGCUACUGUCGAGGAGUCAGCGCCAUCGUGUACAUGGUGGACGCAGCAGAUCCAGAGAAGAUCGAAGCCUCCAAGAACGAGCUGCACAACCUGCUGGAUAAACCACAGCUGCAGGGAAUUCCU
Messenger RNA from Nematolebias whitei (Rio pearlfish), 614 nucleotides. RefSeq names its product ADP-ribosylation factor-like protein 8A. Gene Ontology annotation, molecular function: GTPase activity; GTP binding. The record is from RefSeq and is a predicted model, not a curated record. NCBI's taxonomy places the organism in Eukaryota, Metazoa, Chordata, Actinopteri, Cyprinodontiformes, Rivulidae. Gene Ontology annotation, biological process: protein transport; anterograde axonal transport. Gene Ontology annotation, cellular component: lysosomal membrane.